AUGGGCCAGGACGAGUACCUUCUCGUGUGGGCGGAGAACCACCGAGUCCUGACUGUCCAGUGGACCGACGACAAGAAGGCCUUCAGGGGCGACGAGAAGCUCUACGAAUGCUCCGAGGUACUCGCCGUCGGCUCCGAGCCGACCUUUGUCAUCCGCAUCCGCUUCAAGGACGCCACCAGCGGGCUGCCCAGCCGAUAUUGCCUCAACAUCAGGGCGGCCAACAUUGGCAACGUGUGGCUGAACUCGAACAAGUUCGACUCUUUCGCUGGUCGGGACCAUGCCGUUUGA
This is a messenger RNA of Cordyceps fumosorosea ARSEF 2679, 288 nucleotides long. RefSeq lists its product as hypothetical. The record is from RefSeq and is a predicted model, not a curated record. The transcript has a single exon. Lineage: Eukaryota; Fungi; Ascomycota; Sordariomycetes; Hypocreales; Cordycipitaceae. Bases 1 to 288 code for a protein of 95 amino acids.